AUGCCCACGCCCUCCUCCAACGCGUCUGAUCCACCUUCACCGCGCUUCUACCCUCUCUCGUCAUGUCCCGACCCUGAGGAGCAGCAGCCCACUUCGCAAACGGCCUCAGAAGUCGCGCCGACAUCGCCAGAAUCGCCAUCGCAUUCAGUCUGGCGGCGCCCGCUAUCUCCGAGCAGCCAUCCCGCCGACCGCGGCGCGGGCCCGAACCCGACCGUUACCGACGACUCGCGAUCGGCCACCAUGUCGCCGGGGCCACAAUCGGAGGGCACUGUUGCCGAUAUGGGACACGAGCCCGACAGAAUGGUCGUCUCGCAUGACGUCGCCGGGGAGAGACACAAGCCAGCGGAUGCGGACGAUGACAUGAGCGCCGCCAGCGACGAGCACGCGCGGGGUGGCGCUGGGGGCGGGAGUUGCGGGGGAAGCAGAGACGGAAUCGCGAGGACGACACUAGGCGGAGCAACGGGCCGGAGGAAGCCGGCGACGGAGCGACUCUCCUCCGUCAUGGGGAAGUUGCGCGAGGUCGACGUCUGGAACCCGGCGGAACGGGGCCCGCGGUGGGUGGAGGACAGCGGUCUCGUCGGGCUGGGACUGGAGUAUUCGCACAUGAGGGUCAUGACUCCGGCGCCGUCGCUGUACCUUCAGCCGGGGAGUAAGUUUGCGGGGACACAGCAGUCGGAGCGGCAGCGGUAUGAUGUUGAGGUCGAGAUUAAGCACGUGGACAUGCGCGAGUCGUUUCUCUGCGGCUAUCUGAAGAUUCAAGGCCUGACCGACGACCACCCGACAUUAACAACGUAUUUUGAGGGCGAGAUUAUCGGCACCAAGUACGGCUUCAUCACGCAACACCAAGGAUGGGGCGCGAGCGAGAAGAUUGACCUGUCGCACUGGUCCAAGUUCACCGCCUUCCGGCCGUACCUGAAGCAGGCGCGCAAGGGCGGACACACGGUAAUCAAGGAUGUCGACCAGAGGGAAAACAUUUUUAUGCGAUGGAAGGAGCACUUCCUUGUUCCAGACCAUCGGGUUCGGACGAUUAAUGGGGCGAGCUUCGAGGGGUUCUACUACAUCUGCUUCAACCAGGUCAAGGGGGAGGUGAGCGGUAUCUACUUCCACAGCAAGAGCGAGAAGUUUCAACAGCUUGAGCUGAAAUAUGUGGACAACAAGGGGUGUUUUGGGGCUAUGGAGUUUCGAUAA
Parathielavia appendiculata is the source of this 1188-nucleotide messenger RNA. RefSeq lists its product as uncharacterized. Gene Ontology annotation, biological process: protein targeting to vacuole; negative regulation of gluconeogenesis; proteasome-mediated ubiquitin-dependent protein catabolic process. The record is from RefSeq and is a predicted model, not a curated record. Gene Ontology annotation, cellular component: GID complex. The coding region runs from base 1 to 1188 and encodes 395 amino acids. Lineage: Eukaryota; Fungi; Ascomycota; Sordariomycetes; Sordariales; Chaetomiaceae. The transcript is spliced from 3 exons.